AGUAAAUUUAUAAUAAAACGGGCUAGCCGACUAUUGAAGUUCGAGUGGGAAAAGCAUAAAAUCCAUUGUAUUUAGCCAGAACAUUCAUAGAUCCUGUGUUAUAAAAUAAAGUAAUAUAUAUAUAUAUCGUCAAGAAUAGAAUACUCAUUUUACAGCUUUUGUAGUCUAAAUUAGAUUUACUAUUCACCAUGCUUUCUCGAGGGUUACUUACCAACCCUUCGCCUGAAACAAGGAAACCGCCAUAUCUCAAAAAAGGUACCACCCGAUACUAAAUUACAAAAAUGCAAGCUGUUCAACCUUCUACUACCGAUAAGCUUAAGAUGGGAGCUAUAAUGGGAUCGGCUGCUGGACUUGGUAUUGGUUUCCUUUUCGGUGGCAUGGCCGUAUUGCGAUAUGGACCUGGUCCUCGCGGCUUUUUAAGAACCUUAGGUCAGUAUAUGCUUACUUCUGCCGCUACUUUUGGUUUCUUCAUGUCCAUCGGUUCGGUCAUUCGUAACGAGGAUAUUCCUCAGUUGGGUUACAAAGGUUCUGACUGGUCUCCAAAAUUAAUGCAACAACGUUCCAUUUAUGAUCGAAUUUUAGCAGAAAGCUCCCGUCGUGAGAAGAUUGCAUCUAACGCUUCCAAGUCGGAGUAAUUCCAUACCCAUCAUUCUUUGUCCAAUUUCAGAAAGAAGGAAUUUAAGUAUCAACUGAUUGUUUUUGGCAGAAAAAACUACAGAAAGCUAAUCUUUUUUUGUAUUUCCCAUUGCUUUAAUGUUAGGCUUAAUUGAACAGGAAAAAAAAAAGGAAAGAAAAAAAUACUAUUAGUAGUAUAUACAUAAAGAAUGCUGAAAUAAAUCUUUUAACAUUAUCAAAAAGACCACAAUGUUAUAUAAUAAGCAAGUAUUUUCGUC
This is a messenger RNA of Schizosaccharomyces octosporus yFS286, 893 nucleotides long. Its product is annotated as membrane protein Mgr2. Lineage: Eukaryota; Fungi; Ascomycota; Schizosaccharomycetes; Schizosaccharomycetales; Schizosaccharomycetaceae. Gene Ontology annotation, biological process: protein insertion into mitochondrial inner membrane; protein import into mitochondrial matrix. The record is from RefSeq and is a predicted model, not a curated record. Gene Ontology annotation, cellular component: TIM23 mitochondrial import inner membrane translocase complex. The coding region runs from base 282 to 635 and encodes 117 amino acids. The transcript has 2 exons.